AUGUCCGACUCGGAGAGAUCACCGCUGCUGUCUUCGACGGUGAGGUCGACAGUCACGGCGGCCACCUCCCCAGAGGCGACGCCACUACUGUCGAGCCCUGCCGCCGGGCUGCGCUACGAUGGAGACGAAGAUGCUGCCUCGGUCACUUCGACCAACGCGUCGCUGGCGACGUCCCUGAAAUCGAAGCGCCGACGAUGGCCGUCCAUAAUCGCCAUCGGCACCCUCGCUCUCCUGGCAAUUGCCAUCAUGAUGCUCGCCUUUUUCGUCCCGACCGCUGUUGAGCAGUACGCCAAGGAGGCCGCCGUCCUCGAGCCCACCCACCUGUCGAUCGAGUCCAUUACUUCCGACGGCGUCCGGGCACGCAUCCAGGCGAAUUUCCGCCUCGACGGCUCGCGCGUAAAAGACGCUGGUGUUCGGCGCGUCGGGCGCCUGGCAACUUGGGCCGUGAGACAGCUAGGGACCGAGGCGACAAAAGUGGACGUGUAUCUGCCCGAGUUCGACGGGUUUCUCCUCGGGUCCGCCGUGCUGCCGCCCCUGGUCCUGAACCUCGUGGACGGGCAUACGACCUCGGUAGAUAUACUCGCCGAUCUGACCCCAGGCGAUGCCGAGGGCAUCCGCACCAUCGCCAACAAAUGGCUGCGGGGGAAACUCGACACCAUCCGCUUCCGCGGUGUUGCCGAUGUCACCGUGAAGUCUGGGUUGGUCCCACUUGGCACGCACUCUGUCUCCGAGUCGCUCGUGAUUGAAGCCAAAGAACUUCCGCAGGUUCCUGAGUACAACAUCACCAAGCUCAAUUUCAAGCAGACGCCCCUGCCGGAUCGUGGAACAACGGCUAUUGCUGCCGAUGUUGCCAUCAGCGCCUUCAACAGCCUUCCUGUAGAGUUCAACAUCCCUGAACUCGGGUUUGAUGUUCUGGUGCCAAACUGUGACCGGGCCGACCCCUACAUCAUUGUCGCUGCCGCGAGAACUCACCAAGUUACCGUGCGAGCUCGAUCUGAUGUGGUGGUUGAGGGUUGGGGAACUGUUGAGCAUCUUCCCGACGCUCUCACGGCAGCCUGCCCUGGCUCUGGCUCCUCUCCCCUCGACCUCCUGCUUGAUGAUUACCUCUCGGGCGAUUCGCCGACGGUCUAUGUCAGGGGCGCGCAGAAGCCGCUACCUGGCACCCCCGACUGGAUAUCCGAGAUUCUCGCCAGCGUCACCAUCAAGGUCCCAUUUCCAAGUGCAGGCUUCGACAACCUGAUUCGAGAUUUCUCGCUCGACAAUGUUCACUUUACCAUGCCUGACCCCAUGGCCGAGCCUGAUAGCCCGGACGCGAACCCCAAGGUCUCGGGGACGAUUCUUGUCUCGGCAGGGUUGCCAUCAGAGAUGAAUUUCGAGGUGAACGUCACAAGCAUUCGGGCCAACGCAGACGUGUUUUACAAGGGCAACAAGCUUGGAGAGCUCAACCUAGAGGAGUGGCAACGAGCCAACUCUACUCAGGAGCCAGCUACCAAGCACCACGAGGCCACCCUCAGAAUACAGUCUCGAGUCGACGACGCCCCGCUGAACGUCACGGAUGGAGAUGUCUUGACCGACGUUAUCCAAGCUCUCUUUAUGGGCAGCAAGCUUGUCGAGUUGGACAUCAAGGCAGCUGUGUCGGUCAAAAUCCGCACGGUUCUUGGAGAUCUCACCUUGAAGGAUGUUCCUGCGGAGGGAACUGUCCCAGUAAAACCACUGCCAAAAGGCACAUUCGGCAAUUUGGAUCCCAAGGUCAACAGCAUUCGGAUUACAGAGACAUCAUAUACGUCAGUCUCUAUAGAGGCACUGAUCAACGUGACAAACCCUACAGAAUACACUGCAGACAUCCCUUUCGUCAAUAUUCAUGUGAUGAGCAAUGGCUCUUUGGUCGCCGAGGCGACAGCCGAGGACCUGCGCAUUUCUACUGGAGUCAACACCAACCUUCGGGUCACAGCCAGGUGGAAACCCUCUCUGGGCGGUGACCAGGGAGUGGUGGAUGGACGCAAUCUCAUAUCCUCGUAUCUCUCCGGUUACAACACAACGCUUAUGCUCAAGACACACAAUGAGAGCUUCCCGUUCCAGCCGCUUCUGGGAGAGGCCCUCUCUCGAGUUGAUCUGAAUAUAUCAACACCCCGCCUCAAAUUCCCCCCAGGCAAGGAUGGAGACGAGUCUCAGCGAUUCAUUCGUGACGCUACCUUCCAUGUCUUGUCGUCCACAGCAGUCUUCACACUACUCUCACCACUGGAGCGGAAUACAUUAUAUAUCGACGGCGUCAACGCGACGGCUUUCUACAACCAUACCGAUCCGGUCGGCAUGAUCAACUACUCCUCUCCCUUUGCCGUCCCCUCGGGAAGCUCACAAACGCCUAGGCUGCCUGUGGGGUGGAGGCUGGGCUCGGAUGGGUAUGAGAAACUCAGGCAGGCGCUGGGAGGAAGGCUGAAAUUGGACGCGCGAGCUGAUGUUGCCGUCAGACUUGGCAACUGGAGGGAAACACUAUGGUAUGAGGGCCGAGGGAUAGGCGCCGACAUAAGGCUCUGA
Messenger RNA from Gaeumannomyces tritici R3-111a-1, 2535 nucleotides. RefSeq lists its product as hypothetical. Gene Ontology annotation, cellular component: fungal-type vacuole membrane. The coding region runs from base 1 to 2535 and encodes 844 amino acids. NCBI's taxonomy places the organism in Eukaryota, Fungi, Ascomycota, Sordariomycetes, Magnaporthales, Magnaporthaceae. The transcript is spliced from 3 exons. The record is from RefSeq and is a predicted model, not a curated record.